This is a messenger RNA of Paralichthys olivaceus (Japanese flounder), 777 nucleotides long. It is a transcript of the gene cenpv, whose product is annotated as centromere protein V. The record is from RefSeq and is a predicted model, not a curated record. NCBI's taxonomy places the organism in Eukaryota, Metazoa, Chordata, Actinopteri, Pleuronectiformes, Paralichthyidae. Gene Ontology annotation, molecular function: carbon-sulfur lyase activity.
GCCUCAAAGUCUUUCCGGGGAAAACUAUUUUUCAAGAAAUAGCCUCAGCCGAGAACCGUGGUACCGACCCUGUUAGCACACAAAUUGAAAGUUAUCUUGGCUCGGAACGGCAAACUUAAGGCUUUCUCUGCAUAAAGUGUGGUUGUUAUGGUCGGAACGCCCAGUUCCACGUCAGCAGGUUGCACAACAAACACGUCACACUAGUUUCUCCAGAACUUCAACGAGGAGCUGGGUAAAUACAUUCCUGUUGACAGAAAGUAACUGAAAAUGGAUCUUGUAAAACAUACAGGUGGCUGCCACUGUGGAGCUGUUAGAUUUGAAGUCUGGAGUUCUCCAGACCUCCAUGUUUUCCAUUGCAAUUGUAGCAUUUGCACAAAGAAACAAAACCAUCAUUUCAUUGUUCCAAAAAAUAGAUUCACACUCUUACAGGGGUUGGAUAGUCUGACCACAUACACAUUUAACACCCAUGUUGCUCAACACACCUUCUGUAAAACCUGCGGAGUUCAAAGUUUCUACACACCACGCUCCAACCCAGAUGGAUAUGGCAUUGCUCCACACUGUCUGGAUCCAGGUACAGUUCAAAGUGUCACAGUGGAGAAGUUUUGUGGGGAGAAGUGGGAGGAAAGCAUGCAAGCUCACAAGAGCAUCAGGGACAUGUCUAGACCUGCACCGAACACAGUGGAAAGAAAAUCACAAGAUAAGACAUAAGAAUCACAUCUUGUUUUAAUCAGUAGUACAUCAGAGAUACUGUACAGUAAUUUGGAAAAUGUUUCCAAC